AUGGAUUACGGUGCACCGUGGAUGCAAUCUUUGAGUUCUGCCAUUUUGAAUUAUGUUUUAGGGCCAAUAUUUUAUAGUGAUCCCAUCAGCUCUUUGUUUCAAGCAAAGCGUUUUCGAAAACAUAGACACCCUGUCAAAAAGCAAGAACUUUUGGCACAUCAACAUACUCCAACCAGCUCCUGUGUUUAA
Molecule: messenger RNA, 189 nt
Organism: Sclerotinia sclerotiorum 1980 UF-70
Lineage: Eukaryota; Fungi; Ascomycota; Leotiomycetes; Helotiales; Sclerotiniaceae
Exons: 3
Coding region: 1-189 (62 amino acids)
Source: RefSeq, a predicted model, not a curated record